GAUGUUGGGAUAUGGUACAUCUUCCACCGGGUUCCAACCGGACAGUCCGAGGGGCAAUAUCCAGAGGGACAGGCUGAACAUACUCCCUUGGGAGUAUUUUACAACAACAGAGUCCACUCCAAUUUCAAGGCUGGUUUGUUUAUUGGGAAAGGAGUAAAGACAACGAGAGCCAGCGCUGAAGAUCCCAGAGAGUAUCUCACUGUCGAUAAUGCCAGGUUUCGCCCACAUCAAGAUGCUGAUCCUGAAAAGCCGCGAGUUCCUGCCGUGAUUGAUGGUCUUAUUGCUUUCAAAAAUAAUGACCAUGGGGCCUGGGCCAGGGGCGGCGACAUUAUUUUCCGCAACUCGGGGUUUUCAGACAAUGGAAUUGGACUCACUCUGGCAAGUGAUGGGACUUUCCCAACAGAUGAAGGCUCCAGCCUGGAGGUUACACGCUCCAUUUUUGUUGGAGAAAGCAGCAACUUUGGCUCCCAGGGAGGCCAAAACAGCUACUGGGGAAAAGGGGCAAAUGGAAAAUACAGAACACUGCCCAGAAAUAAGACAUUCCCUAUUCGUGGAUUCCAGAUUUAUGAUGGGCCUGUCAGGAUGGCACAGUGCACUUUCAAGAAAUUCACCCCGACUGUUGACAGAUACUCAAGUGCCAUUGGGUUCUUCAUGAAAAACUCCUGGCAGAUAAGUCCCCAGAAUAACGUGUCACAGAUCCUGAUGGAGAAAAGUGUUGGACUGAAAGUGUUUUUUGGCAGAUCAGGCCAGUGGUUUGGAAACAACGAUAAUGACGGCGACAAAACGUCUAUCUUCCAUGAUCUGGACGGCUCGGUGACGGGGUACUCAGACACGUUCAUAGGCAGAGCAGACAAUUACUUGCUGCGUCAUCCCGGGUGUCUCACUGUCCCGCGCUGGAACGGGGUGAUGUGUACUGGGAAAUUCGCACAGCUUUAUAUUCAGGCCAGACGCCCCGAGAAUCUGACCUUAUCCAUUGCCAGAGCAGCAUACCAUUCCCAUCCCUUGUGGCUGCAAGGCGUGAACAGAGGAGCACCAUACCAGCAGUACCAGCCCGUCGUCAUGCUCGAGCAGGCUUAUAUCAUCCAGUGGGACGGCAGAGCACCUGAGGAUAUUAUCCUGUACCCGAUCAACUUCAAUAGAGGAGACUGGCUGCGUGUUGCCCUUUGCUAUCCCAGGGAAGCCGUUUUCCAGGUGGUGGCAGAUAUCUACCAACGACGGACAGGGACGGUGCACAGCGUAAAGCACUACGUCGCCGCGCCUUCCCAGGCCAGCGCUUUCAACGGGACCGGCGAGCGGCUCUUCUACUUCGACAGAGCAUCGGGGUACCUAUUUGUUCACCUGCAAGCCCACGAAGCUCGGAAAGGACACAGUUACUGCUCUCAGCAAGGCUGCGAACGUAUUAAAAUCACAGCGCAAAUGUACCCGGGGGACUCCUGGAGCUGUGACCCGAACCCCUUCCCGCAGAGGCCAGCAGCUGCCCAGCGCCCCGUGUCCCAGCACCCGGCUGGGCCGUGCAGGGCGUGUGGGGCCCCCCAGCUUGCUAUCACUAGCACACCCUCAGUCAAGUACAUCAAGGUCCAGAUCCAGUCUCUCAGCAGGGCGGACAUACAAAACCACUUGACAUCCGCGUUCAUUAAGAUAAACGACACAGUUUUCCUGUUCAACAGCCAUGGGAUAUUCUUCAUGGUGCUAGAUGCAUGUUCAGGAGCAGUUGUGAGUAGGCGGCACUUUGACACGGUUACUGGUGAAAACGCUGCCAGUGCAAUAACUGAUUAUGUUCAAACAUUUAUAAGAGAGAGAUCACUUGUUCUCGUGUGCUCUAGAGAGAUUGCGGACGUGGAAGGGAGCUCUGAAAUGUCUGUUUUUACCAGGUUAGGUUCAGCAAAGCCUAUUGUCUUCCACAAGGAAGGAAGUUUUGCCAUGCUUGGCUAUAAAGGACAAGCCAAACCCUCCUGGAUUAAAGUCCUUAAUCAUGCUGGUUAUCAGAAAGCUGCUUCUCUACAGCAUUAUGUUCCCUUGAAGCUGAAAGAAUAUCAAUGCCCAGCUAAUACUGACGAGUCGCUAAAAUUCACUUUUUCUCAGAACCACUCGGAGCACAUCUCUGCAGGGCCCACAGCGCCCCGGGAUUAG
This is a messenger RNA of Balearica regulorum gibbericeps (East African grey crowned-crane), 2130 nucleotides long. The record is from RefSeq and is a predicted model, not a curated record. Lineage: Eukaryota; Metazoa; Chordata; Aves; Gruiformes; Gruidae.